AUGGAUGCGAGUGUUAGGGGUAAAGUGCUAGAAAAAUUGCAGGUUAAGCCUGUGUAUUCAGUGGGCGCCGCCACGUCGCGCGAGCUGUUGCCACUUGGAGUGAUCUGUAAGGGUGACGACGCCGGCUCGGCUGAUGCGUUAUGCAAUUACUUGCAUCAGCGUGGGGCUUUGCCUCCAGACGCCAAGGAAAAGCCAAUGAUUUUUCUUUGCGGUGACAAGCGACGGGAGGUUCUCCCCAACAGCUUCCGCUCGCGGGGACUUCCACUGGAGGAGCUGGUCGUGUACCAGACUAGUGCUGUACAGAAUAUCAACUUCCCUGAUGAUUGCAAGGUGCCGAACUGGAUCGUAUUUUUCAGCCCAAGCGGAUUAAAUGUGAUAAAGGACAUGGCUUUGCCCUGGAAGUCCAUCCGAAAGGCAGCCAUCGGCAAAACAACUGCAAGUGCCUUACGCCAACACGCAGUGGCUACGAAUGAAGCAUUCUGGGAACCGGAUGUCACCGCGUCAAUGCCCGACCCGGAGUCUUUGGCCUGCGCCAUAUUUGACUUUGAAGAACGGAAUUUGUCGUGA
Molecule: messenger RNA, 567 nt
Organism: Plasmopara halstedii
Lineage: Eukaryota; Oomycota; Peronosporomycetes; Peronosporales; Peronosporaceae
Product: uroporphyrinogen-iii synthase
Exons: 2
Coding region: 1-567 (188 amino acids)
Biological process (GO): uroporphyrinogen III biosynthetic process
Molecular function (GO): uroporphyrinogen-III synthase activity
Source: RefSeq, a predicted model, not a curated record